ACCUCCCCCCUCUUUCUCUCCAUGUGAAAAUUUCUAAAACAAUUGCGACAAUAAAAUCCCAUCAAUUUCUCGACUUGCCUUUUUCUGCUCAUUUCACACGCCUAAAUAGAAACUUUCUUUCGUUUUGAUCCCCUUCCUUCUAGAACUCUCUCACUAGGACAUCUUUCUCUUCGGGGCUCCAUUUCUUGAACUUCCGGCGUGCCAGUGCAAUAAUACUCCCGGCAAGGCUGCAAUUUGAGGGUUUCUCGUCUGCUUUAGUUUGGGUUUAAGUUGAUUGUAGUUGAGCAGUUGAACUUGUGUGAUUGGGGAGAGAUCUGCUGGAGGGGAGUAUUGAAGAAUUGCGGGGGUUUUGGAUCCGAUCGCUGGGGAAACAGCGCCACUAGAUGGCGCUGUUCAGGCGCUUCUUUUACCGGAAGCCGCCAGAUAGGCUCCUCGAAAUCUCUGAACGGGUCUACGUGUUUGAUUGCUGCUUCUCCACUGAUGUGUUGGACGAAGACAUGUUUAGAUCUUACAUGGGCGGUAUCGUAGCUCAACUACAAGACUAUUAUCCCGACUCUUCUUUCAUGGUAUUUAACUUCAGAGAAGGCGACAGGAGAAGCCUAAUAUCUGACAUCUUAUCCCCAUAUGAUAUGACUGUUAUGGAUUAUCCUCGGCAAUAUGAAGGGUGUCCAAUAUUACCAUUAGAAAUGAUCCACCACUUCUUGCGGUCCAGUGAGAGUUGGUUGUCACUUGAAGGCCAACAAAAUGUGCUGCUGAUGCACUGUGAGAGAGGAGGAUGGCCUGUGCUGGCCUUCAUGCUUGCAGGACUUCUUUUGUACAGAAAGCAGUACAGUGGUGAGCAGAAGACACUUGAAGUGGUAUAUAAACAAGCACCAAGGGAACUUCUUCAUCUUUUAUCUCCUUUGAAUCCACAGCCAUCCCAGCUAAGAUAUCUCCAAUAUAUCUCUAGGAGAAACCUUGGUUCCGAUUGGCCACCAUCAUACACACCUCUAGUUUUAGAUUGUAUCAUACUCAGGGUCAUCCCCGUGUACGAGGUUGGAAGGGGUUUCCGACCAGUGGUUCGUGUUUAUGGUCAGGAUCCUUCUUCAACUAAAUCUAACAGAAGUUCCAAGCUCUUGUUUUCAACUCCAUGUUCAAAAAAACAUUCUAGAUUCUACCGGAAGGUAGAGUGCGAACUAGUUAAAAUAGAUAUCCACUGCCAUGUCCAGGGGGACAUUGUCCUUGAGUGCAUACAUUUGGAUGACAAGCUUGGAAGGGAAGAAAUGGUGUUUAGAGUCAUGUUUCACACAGCUUUUAUAAGGUCAAAUGUUUUGAUGCUAAGUCGCGAAGAUGUUGAUGUCUUGUGGGAUGCGAAAGAGCAGUUUUCCAAGGACUUUAGAGCAGAGGUACUCUUUUCGGAUGUGGAUUCCGAUCCUCCUGUUUUAUCAACUGAAGCAUCAAAUGAAGGUGAAAAUGAGACGGGAAGUGCCUCACCCGAUGAGUUUUAUGAGGUUGAAGAGAUUUUCAGCAAUGUUGCUGAUGGGCAGGAUGUAAGGGGCGACUUAGAUAACCGCAAACCAGUGAGUAAGCUUGAUGAUGAGUGCCAGGAAGUAGUUUGGAAGGAGGAAUUGGACCAUCACACUUUCCAAGAUUGUGCAUCUGAAGAAGGCAAUCACAGGCGUGAUGCUAGGAUUGAUCCUAUUCAUCCUGAAGCAGAUGCCAACAUUAUGGGUGAUGAGUAUGUUUUGUUAGAGGCUGCUGAUGUGUUUCCCAAUGAUUCUGGUAAUGUGGAAACAAGAGCAGUACUUUUGGGUGUUUGUGAGGAAUCACUAAAAGUGGGAUAUAAGCAGUACGGUGAAAUUGCACUCUCACAGAAGAAGCUAGACAGGCAUGGUUCAGAACAUAAGACUGGAGGUGAAAUUAAUAAUAACCAAAAGUCUGACAAUGCACCUUUGGCUGCUUCAAAUAAACAAUUAGCAAAAUCAAAACCUUCAUCAGAUGCCAUUGCAAAUAACACAUCUAAACAACAAGAAUCUCAGGGGAACCUUUCAAGACAGGCUAAGCCAAAUGUAGUAUCCCGAUGGAUCAUUCCUAAUAAAGACUCGUAUACCAAUUCAAUGCAUAUAUCACACCCACCGUCAAGGUAUAACAGCGCUCCACCUGCAUUUGUGCUUGCUAAGGAUUCUCAGUCAAGUGGAAAAUCAAAAUUAUCAUCCCUCUGUACUUCUACAGAUGCUGCUGCUUCAGAGAAUAUUAAUACUGAAGCAGCUGGUUGUGCACCUUGUUCUCCUUUGACGGGCAUUAUGAUGCCUCAAGUGGAAUUAAGUCCCCUUUCAACGUCUCCCGCAGUUGAGAGCCAGGACCUACGAGAGUCGUCACUUCCACUUCCAGAUCAGCAUACCAGUUCCCCAUCCUCUCAAGUCUUAUGUAGGCUAGAAGGUUGUGGUGUCUCACCUUCUCCUCCAUUCCAACAGUUCACCUUUCAAGAAAGUAGUGUAACAAAUUCUACUACUUACCGACCUCCUCCUCCCCCUCCUCCACCCCCUUUGCCCCUGUUUUCUACUCGUAUUACUGUCUUAACCUCAUCACCACCAACUCCUACCUCACCUUGUCCCAUCUCUACACCAACUACUGUGACAAAUUGGAUUAAUGUAGCUUCUUCUGUGGCACUAUCAAAGUCCGUGCCAAAUGCACCACCGCCCCCUCCUCCACUAUUACUUUCAUCAUCCAUAGUAAAAUCUGCUAUUAGGAGCACCGCCUCCGCCUCCACCUCCAAGUCGUGGAGGAGCACCACCACCGCCUCCGCCUCCAAGUCGUGGAGGAGCACCACCACCGCCUCCUCCUCCAAGUCAUGGAGGAGCACCUCCACCACCACCACCUCCAAGUCGUGGAGGAAUACCACCAACGCCUGCUCCAAAUCGUAAACUGCCAAUCAAUGGAGCACCACCUCCCCCACCGCCUCUAAGGGGUUGUUCACCUGGCCCUCCACCACCACCAGGAGCUCCAAGACCUCCCAGUGGUGCACCUCCUCCACCUGGGAGAGGCAUUUCCCCUGGUAAAGCACGUGGACCUUAUGGGAGAGCACCUCCUACUGUAGCCCCUCGAAGAUCGACCUUGAAGCCACUGCAUUGGAGUAAGGUAACCAGGGCAGUACAAGGAAGCUUGUGGGAGGAAUUACAGAGAAACGGAGAACCUCAAAUGGCACCCGAGUUUGAUGUUUCAGAACUCGAGACCCUUUUCUCUGCCGUAGCCCCAAAGUCAGAUAAAGGUGACAAAAGUGGAGGACGACGAAAAUCUCUUGGAUCUAAGCCUGAUAGGGUUCAUCUGGUUGAUUUGAGAAGGGCCAACAACACUGAAAUUAUGCUAACGAAAGUGAAGAUUCCACUUCCAGACAUGAUGGCUGCUGCAUUGUCUAUGGAUGAGUCCAUCUUGGAUGCUGAUCAAGUAGAAAAUCUAAUUAAGUUCUGUCCCACAAAGGAAGAAAUGGAACUUCUUAAGAAUUACACAGGUGACAAGGAUAAUCUGGGGAAGUGUGAACAGGUAUGCCCCUAUAUGGUAUUCUGCUGUACUGUAUUGCGUUUUGUGUGUCUGGAAGAGUUUGUAUUUUCAACAGUUACCCUUCCAUAUACUUUUUUUUAUUGGUAGCACUCACUGCACUCAGGCUGUAUUUUUUACUCGGCACCACUCUAUAGAGAAAUAUUCUUUCUAUGAUUAAAACUAAAAUGUGCACACAUUUUAAUGCAAUGAUCAAAUGAAGUCCAAAAGGAUCAUAUAAUUGUUGAUCUUGAAUCUAACAGUUGUGACUUGUGAGUUGUGAGACUUAAUAUCAAUGGAUGAGUAUCUUUCUUUGGGUUCCGUUGCAACUAUAUAAAUACACAGAAACACACACAUGUUUGUAUUCACAGACACACAAUCUGUCUCAUAUAUGUACACACACAUAAAGUGUGUGUGAGAGGAGAGUUAAUGCUACACCAAUUAUUUAUACUUCAAUUCUUACCACACUUAUAUCUUUCACCUGUUUUCCUACAAAACCCACAAUAGAAUCCAAUACAUAAAUCAUCUUCUACUUCAGGACAAUCCAAAGUUAUAAGUUGUUUCACACAAAAUUGACUAACUCAUAGUAUAUUCUUAUGUUUUGUAACUAGCUAUUACAUUGUUUGUUCUAUUGAGUGAAGUACAGAAAUGUUUUUGAUGGUUAUGGAAUUUUAGGAGAAUAAUUUUAUGGUGGGUUUCACACGAAGAAAAUUCAAGUGGUCGUAAGAAUUGAUGUAUUAAUAAUAGUUAUAACUUAACUAUCUACUUUUCCACUGACAUUGUUAACACUUCAAUGACAUUAUCAUUCCCAUUCUUAACACUAACCUUUCAAGUCCCCAGGAUUUUCAUUUCUCAGUUGCCCACUCCAAACAGGAACACACUAUUAGUGUGUCAACUAAUUUCUCCUUAUAUUCAUUGUGAAUUAAAUAUGCUCUAAUUAG
Messenger RNA from Cuscuta campestris, 4454 nucleotides. The record is from the annotation of a GenBank genome assembly. Lineage: Eukaryota; Viridiplantae; Streptophyta; Magnoliopsida; Solanales; Convolvulaceae.